AUGGAAUUAAAGAAAAGGUUUAAAAGGCAUAAUUUGAAAAUUUUGAAAACUAUCGGAAAAGGCACGUAUGGAAAUGUUUAUUUGUGUGAUAAGUUGAAAAGUAGCAUGUUAAAUAUAGUCAAAGACGUAGAAUUAAACGUAAAAAUUCAAGAUCAUAAACAGGAAAUAGCAAAUGAAGUUAAGAUUUUGUCGAAAAUGAAACACCCCAAUAUAAUAAAGUUUUAUGAUUGUUAUUAUUUUGAUAAAUACGUAAUGAUAUGUAUGGAAUAUGCUACUAACGGAAACCUAGCCGAGUAUAUGUAUCAACAAUGUCCAAAAUUGAUCAGACAACAGGAAAUAUUAUUCUUUUUCUGCCAAAUAUUACUAGGAGUUAACUACAUUCAUAAACUAGAUAUUAUUCACAGAGAUUUAAAAGCAGAGAAUAUACUUUUGAGUGGAAAAAAUGGUGUUAUUGUAAAAAUUGGUGACUUUGGUGUCUCUAAAAUGUUAGAAAGUGCAAAAAAAACCUCAACUGUUAUUGGAACACCUUAUUAUUUAGCUCCCGAACUAUGUGAAGGUAAGCCUUACGACACAAAAAGUGAUGUGUGGGCUUUAGGUUGUUUACUUUACGAAAUGUGUACUCAUAAAAGAGCAUUUGAAUCAGAGACUCUAGUUGGUUUGGUUAAGGCUAUAACAAGUGGAAGUGUGCAUCCAAUCGACUUGACUGUUUAUGAUAGAGGUAUCCAGGAUCUCAUUGACUCUAUGCUGUCUAUUUUACCAGAAAAAAGACCUAAAAUAAAAUGCUUGAUGGGUAAAAAGGUUAUUCUAAAAAUGAUUCAUAUUGUUUAUUUAGAUGCUGGUAAUGAUGAACUGUUGAAUUUUAAAUUGAAUAAAUUAUAAUUUUAUUGAUA
This is a messenger RNA of Melitaea cinxia (Glanville fritillary), 890 nucleotides long. Its product is annotated as serine/threonine-protein kinase Nek8-like. The transcript has 6 exons. Gene Ontology annotation, molecular function: protein kinase activity; ATP binding. The record is from RefSeq and is a predicted model, not a curated record. The coding region runs from base 1 to 879 and encodes 292 amino acids. Gene Ontology annotation, biological process: protein phosphorylation. Lineage: Eukaryota; Metazoa; Arthropoda; Insecta; Lepidoptera; Nymphalidae.